Lathyrus oleraceus (garden pea) is the source of this 954-nucleotide messenger RNA. RefSeq lists its product as uncharacterized. The transcript has 2 exons. The coding region runs from base 124 to 705 and encodes 193 amino acids. The record is from RefSeq and is a predicted model, not a curated record. Gene Ontology annotation, molecular function: protein binding. NCBI's taxonomy places the organism in Eukaryota, Viridiplantae, Streptophyta, Magnoliopsida, Fabales, Fabaceae.
UCCGUGUGAGCUUCACCAUAGCGUGAACGUAACCUUUCUCCUAUAAAUACGCUCCAAGCCCAGAACAAAGGUUUUCAAACCACAACACACCACACCAACUUCCAAAAAAACAACUCUUCAGCCAUGGAAUCAAAUCCCAAAAAUACAACCAAGCUCCUCUUUAGCUACGGCGGUAAAAUCCUCCCCCGCCACACCGACGGCAAGCUCCGUUACACCGGCGGCCAUACCAGAGUCCUCGCACUCUCUCUCCCCAUUUCUUACUCAGAGUUGAUGGUGAAGUUUUUUGAAUUAUGCGGUUCAUCAGUGACACUGAAGUGUCCUUUACCGAACGGAGAUUUAGAGACAUUGAUUUCAGUCACCAGCGACGAAGAUCUGGCAAAUAUAAUCGAUGAAUACGAUCGAGCUUCUUCGUCGUUACCUCAUCCAUUGAAGAUCAGAGCUAUUCUUUCACCUCCCAAAUCUCUCAAGAAAGUAUCUCCUCCACAAUCUUCUUCGUCCAGCGCAACAUACUCUCCCUCUGGUUCGCUUUACGCGUCUGCCGAAUCACUACCGUAUGCGGCUGUGAAUCGGCUGAAUUGCUCGCCGGUUUCUCUAGGGUUUCCGAUUGGUAUUCCAGAUAGGGCGGUGAAAGGUGGAUGUUACACGGGGAAAUUACAUGGAAGCCCUAGAUUGCUUUAUCGCUACAGUAAUAAUUAUUGUCAAUGAGGCAGGGUUAUAUUGGGGAGUACAAGAAUAUACAGAAGCAGUAGAUAUUAGUCGAUGAUGAUGAAAAAUACGAAAGAUUGGUCUCGAUCUGUUGUAGAGUGUAAAUAGCAAAAAGUGAAUUGUAAUAGAGCUUGGGCUUCUGUUUUUUUAUCUGCUUGAGCUUUUUAAAACACAAAUCAGAGUCUUGCUCUGUUUUCCAUGUAUUUUUGUAAAAAUAUAAAGCUUGAAAUGGUUGCCAAUGGAGAUUCA